Mycena indigotica is the source of this 2184-nucleotide messenger RNA. RefSeq names its product WD-REPEATS-REGION domain-containing protein. The record is from RefSeq and is a predicted model, not a curated record. The coding region runs from base 13 to 2184 and encodes 723 amino acids. The transcript has 8 exons. Lineage: Eukaryota; Fungi; Basidiomycota; Agaricomycetes; Agaricales; Mycenaceae.
CUUCUUCUCGAGAUGGACGAGGCUGGUGAUAUCCUCACGCCACAGCAAUGCUCAGUUCGCGGUUGUUCCAAGGUUGUCGAGGUCCCUACAGACCCAUUAGCCAGGAAACCACCCAAAAUGUGUCUCAACUGUCGGGGUAAACAUCGACAAUACGCCGAUUCCAAAAGAGCGCGUAGGAAGGCAGAAAAGGCGCUGAUCGUGGGUCUUUCAGAUGGAAGUCUACCCCUUGAGCCGACGCCCACGAAACCAGCCAAGACGCUUCUCGAGCAAUAUCCAGAGCUUUUGGCGUCUUUGACAUUAGCUGAACGCGCCAAACCGAAGAGAGUCAAUAAGACUGCGAUUGUACCCGCAAGUCCUUCUACGACUUCUGAAUGGCCUAUUCUUUACAAUCCGUCAUCGAGCUCGACAUUAGCGGGUGCUUUAGGAGAACCAACACCUCCACCCAUCCCUCAACUUCCUCUGCCGCCCGUAGAGACGUCGGCAGACGAAAAGCCGCGUUAUUGUUCGGUCAAGGGUUGCAAAGUCAUCAUAGUCGAGUCCAUUGUGACUUAUCCGUACAAAAUGUGCCAAUCCUGUCGAAACAGAUAUAGAGUUUAUGGGGUCACCAAACGGAAGAAAUCCAAAACCGCUCGGGCAGAACAUGAUAGAGAACUCAAACAACUACUUGACAAGGAAGACGAGCGUCGUGCUAAUGAAGGUCUUGCCCCGCUUACAGAGUGCCCCGAAGAACUGGAAGCAUAUCAACAAGCUCUUGUUGACGCACAAUCUGCGCUCCCUCUUCCCCAUCAAGCUCUGACCCAUGGCAAGCCUCAAGUAAUCAUGCCUCCCCCCGAUCCACGUUUUGUGCGUCCAACAUUAGCCAGUUCCUCCUCUUCGCCCCUGCGUGUCUGCAGCGUCUCCCAUUGCCACAAGAUUCUAUUGGGGUCUUACCGUUUCAAGAGAUGCGAAGUACACCGCCAGCAGAACCGAAUGCAUAGUUUCAUUAAGAGAGGGCGAGAAUUGAUUCAGAAGGGCAUCCUGGCUGAGGAUGGCACUGUGCUCAUCCAGCCUGGUCCUAUAAAAGCGCCUAAAUCGAGCAAGGGCAAAGAGAGGGCCAACUCUGAAGCGCUUCCAGCGACGUCUGUUGAAGAUGACGAUGAUAACCAAGUUAUCCAACCCACCCCAAUCUCUAAGCGUAAUACCAAGUCGAACAAGGAUCCCGCGAUUUGCAAACAAGACGGUUGCUGCAACUUGAUCAUGCCAGGCACUCGCUGGAGGACGUGUACCAAUUGUAAAGCCAAAUGGAAUGGCUCAAGGUCGGCGCCAAGCGUCUCUACGGAUACUUCUGAAAUUAUACUCGAAAACCCUGCGGCAUCUGAGGCUAGCUUCCAGAUUCAAUCACCGCCAUUGUCGCCUAACCAUUCCACAUCAAUACCAUCGGUCGAUGAAGGGCCGUCUGGAAACCGAUCCUGGACGGUCCAAACACCAGAAACAAGGACAGCAGUGCCCAUAGCGGCGUCUCCCCUUCAUUAUCAACACACUCAGCUACCGCCCUCCACUCCAUUCUAUCCAUUCCUACCAUCGCCUUUCCUCCCUGCUCAACAAGCAAUGGUUCUCGUCCCUGUCUCGGUCCCAAGGAUUCCCAAUUAUUCCCACGGCCCACCGCCUGUUCAGUACUACACGUUGACCCCAGCUCCAGCAGGCUAUCUCCCUCAACCUCAACCAUCAUCAUCACAAACUGAGCCGACCCCCACCAUGUCUGUUUCCGCUUCAGCCCCAGCUCACCCCCCAGUGACAGAAGCAACGCCAGAUCGCAAGACCGUUUUUGUUCCUCAGUCACAUCCACCCCCUCCCAAUAUCCCUGGCAGACCUUACUCGCGAACCAGCAAUGAAUACGUGCACUAUCAGUUUGAAAACGGCCAGCCAGUGAAAAAACGUAGAUUCAGUGCCGAACAGUCAGAAGAACAAGGUCCAGACAUUUCCGGACCAGCGGGUGGUAUCAUCGAUUUCACUACCAAUGAAGACGUCGUCGCACAGCGGCGAUGCGGGAAUCAUAGUUGUCAUCGAAUUCUUCCUAUUGGUGCUGCCAGCUCUUUGUGCGAUAAGUGUCGUUCAAGGAUGAAGAAGCGGCAAGCGGUGACCAAACAGAGAUUUCGCCUGGAGCCAAAGAAAGUCCCGCAAGCUGCCGUCUCGUCAUCGACUUAG